This is a messenger RNA of Carassius auratus (goldfish), 3624 nucleotides long. Its product is annotated as translation initiation factor IF-2-like. The record is from RefSeq and is a predicted model, not a curated record. Bases 137 to 1693 code for a protein of 518 amino acids. NCBI's taxonomy places the organism in Eukaryota, Metazoa, Chordata, Actinopteri, Cypriniformes, Cyprinidae. The transcript has 2 exons. Gene Ontology annotation, cellular component: membrane. Gene Ontology annotation, biological process: protein homooligomerization.
GUCCAAUACGCAUGUGCAGGUUAUCCCGGUUACAAUCCUCGUGAGCGCGCACGCCUUUGGAGUGUUCAGUCGUCACUGACGGCGUCGUGCAGCCAAGGGACAACAAUCACCAGGAGAACGCUGAAAUCACGAAGAAAUGGGUCGCCUAACAGUGCUAUUAAUCUGUUUGGCUCUUGUGGUAUCAGUUGUGGCCAGACGAGGGGGUGGAAGUAAAGGUGGAUUCAGUUGGGGGAAAAGUGGGGGAAGCUCAUACAAAGGUGGAAGCAGCAGUAGUAAUAAAGGUACGUCAUCACGUGGGACACACUCGUCCCCUGGAAACUAUCCUCGCCAACCUCAAGUACCAAACCAGAAUCCACCCCCCUACCCUGGUACUGGAGGUGGGUAUCCAGGGCAGGGCAGAUAUCCACCAGCAGGCUCUAACCCAGGUCAAGGAUACCCUAACCAAGGCAGCUACCCAGGGCGUGGUGGUUACCCGCCCCAAGGUGGUUAUCCAGCCCAAGGUGGUUAUCCACAAGGUAACUACCCGGGGCGUAGUGGUUACCCAGGACAAGGAGGUUACCCAGCACAAGGUGGUUACCCAGGAGCAGGUUCAUACCCCAACAGGAACCCUGGACAAGCCGGAGGAUAUGGAAAUCCUUACCCAGCUGGAGGCUCUUAUCCAGGUUAUCCAGUCCGGGGAGGUUCCAGCCCUAAUCAGUUUGGUGGAGGUGUUGCAGGAGCAGGUGCAGGUGGAUAUCCUGCAGCGGCACAAUAUCCUUACUGGAAUCCCAACAACAAAAUCAUGAGCCCAGGCUACGGUGGCAACUACGGUAGUUAUGGGUAUGGCGGCAGAUCACCUUUUGCCCAGUCAGUGCAUAACAUGGGUAUGGCCCCUUCAUAUAAAUCACAGGGGUUUGGCAAGCAGGCGAUUAUGGCUGCUGGGGCUGGAGCUGUGGCUGGUAUGGCUCUGGGAUAUGGCCUCGGAAGUUUCCCUCGCCCCCGUUUCCAAUUCCACAGCCCACAGGAGGAAUACUAUUACAAUCACUACAUGUACAGACGUUACGGCCAACCUCCCCCUGACGGUAACGUGAACUCUAACUCUCGAGGUGGAAAACCAGGCAAUGCAGGGUCGACCUCUGCAGGACAAGGAAACAUUAACCCUCAUGACAUCUUCCAGAAUCCUCCACCACAGUCCUAUGAUAGCUUCAUGGACAAGUGUGUGAAGAGGACAGACUUGCUCCGAGGGAAACCGGAAGGAGGAUCGAGGAGAUCCACUGACUUUAAGGCUCAAGAAGCAGAAGUAGCCAAUGAUCCUACUGGUGCUCAAGAAAAUGCCACAAGCAACAACAGCACUGCAGAAAGAAACACAUCCAGAAGCUCUUUAUUUGUAACCUCAAAGCCACCCGAAACACCCAGUCAGCCUCUAAUGCAUACCCAGGAAAAAAAAGCAGAAGCUGACGGUGAUGAUGAUGACACUGUUAGCAUUAUGGAGAUUGGCUAUCCUAUGCUAAUUGAGCAAAUGAAAGCACGACGUUGUGUCGAGCUGUACAUGGUCUAUGCGGAACAGCAUGCAGAAAAACAGGUGCAGGUUCGCAGUAACCUAGAUGACAAAACUGGCACUGGUGGCAGUGACUUACCUGGACCAUUUGGCCAUGGAGUCAUGCUACUCUUUACUAGCAUUCUGUCGCUCAUCUUCAUUUCCCUUCUACACUGAAAUUCUGGAAAGGGUUACACAUGAAGCCAUUGAGUCAGAAAGAAAAAUGGAUUGUUCGCACCCAUCAAAUGUUAUCUGAGGAAUUUGUCUUGGAUGCUUACAGACUCUGGACAAGGUACUCUCGAAAGACUAAUUGAAGAUUCAACAAAGAAUUUCUCAGAAUGACUCCUGUAAACUUACCCUACUAAAUUGCAACAUGAGCCACCUAACAAUUUGUCAUGUGCCCACAUUUCAUAGCAAUUUCCAAAGUAGCAAAAAACAUUUGCAUACAUCUACUUGCAUACAACUACUACAAUAUUCACCUUCUAUCACUGCCACCUUCUUGCAUGUGUUUUGAAGAAUAAAAGUUCAUGUUCAAUGACAGCAUAAUGCAUGAACCCUUUAAUAUCUCCAAUUUAAACAGAAUUGAGCAUGCCAUUCGCAUUUAACUUAUUGUUUUCCACUGGCAACAGCAAUAACAGCAAACCAUGAUUAUUUUGUUUUUAACAUGGAAUGGUGACUUCCAGCUCUGUUCACAUGAUAGCACUCCUACUUGUGGAAAAUUUAGUUUUGUAGUGUUUUCUCUGAUUGUUUGGAAUGAUAACUUGGGUAUUAACUUUCUACUGCUGUAUUUAUUUAUUUUAAAUUUAUUAUCAUAGGCAAUUUUAAUGUUUUUUUUUUUUUUAGUUUUUUUUUCCUCCAAGAAUCCACUACUGUUAGUUUUGUUAUUUUUACUUCUUAGGGGCUGUUCACAGUGAACUAGGGAUGAGCGUUUUCCGCAAAUAUCACAUUCGAAUAUUUGAGCUCACAAAAGACGAAUAUUCGAAAAUUUGUUUAUUUAAAUUAAGUUUAAUGAGAGCGACAUUAUUUUUCAGCAAGAUUUAUAGUUAUACACUAUAAACUUGAACUUUACACUACAUCGUGUUUUGUAGCUGAAAACCUUUAACAAUGUGUGCAAACAAACAAAAAAGUACAGAUUAAAAGCAAAACAGAAAAAGGUAACAAAGAAAAAACGUAAAAGCAGCCUGCAGCAAUUAGACUAUUGUACAGAAGCCUACAUUUAACUUUGAAACUUUUAAACUGUCAGCAAAUCUUAUUAUUAUUAUUUUUUUUUUUUUAUUGUUUUACAUGUUAUUGUUAAGGAACACAGGCAUAUCAACAUGAUUGGGGGAAAGUUGGCUCCUUAGUCUGUUAAAAAUAAGGCCAGCUGCAGAGAAAACAUGCUCUGACGGCACAGACAUUGCCGGGACACACUAAUAACGUUGUGCUAAGCGACUAAGUUUUGUGAAGCGCUUCAUGUUUUCGUUUCACCACUGAAUGGGAUCCUCAUCUGGUGGAAUACAUGGCUCCAGCAAGAACUGUUCCCACUCAUCUCGGCUGUACUCUUUGUAAUCAUCACAGAUGAACUGGCUCUGCCUUUUCCGACGAGUUGCGCGCAUCCUCUUCAUCGUUGGUGGUGACGGCUGCAUCCGUGCUACUCGCAUCAAGGAAAAUGCUCUGGUAAUGUUCAAAAGAGAUGCUGCAACAAUGUUCUUGAAUUUGGUCACUUUCUGUGAUUCUCCACUGCUUUUUAACUCUAUAUGUACAAUAACAGCCCUCUUGUCAGUUUUAUUCAUAUUAGAUGUACAGGUACUAUGGCACUCAUGCAGUUGAACUCAAAGGGAUUAGAUAAACAUUUUUAUAAAGCUGGAUCUUUAACAGUUACUCUUGAUGUGCUUUCUCUGAAUAUUACUGCUGAACAUUAAAGUAGAUUAUCAACAUAGCAUGGCACUUUGCUAAAUCAUUUAUCUAGGAGGCCUGUGGCUACCACUGGAUGAUCAGUAGGAGGCAAAACUUAACGCCUUUAUUAUUGCUCAGCUGCAUAUCUAUUGUUAUGCCUUUGAGAUGUUGUGAAUGUAGAAAAUGUGUAUAAUCUUACCAUCACUGUGAUUAAAAGGAUUAAAUGCACCUUA